This is a messenger RNA of Seminavis robusta, 1611 nucleotides long. Lineage: Eukaryota; Bacillariophyta; Bacillariophyceae; Naviculales; Naviculaceae. The record is from the annotation of a GenBank genome assembly.
ACGCCAAAUUCGUAACGGUUUGCCACCACUGAGGGAUCGAUGACGCUGACGAAUUCGUGGAUUAGAAGGGAAGCCAAAGAGUCUCGAACAAUCAUAUCAUCAUGGCUAAUAGUAGCACUACAACAAGGACUUACAAUUGUGUCGUCUUUGUGACACUGUUUACCUGGACAGGAAUCAUUUGGCAUAUUCACCAACGAUUGCAACGGCUUGAAGAUGAGUUGCCACAACGACUACAAUUCGAAUUCGAGUGGCUCACUUCCGAUGGUACCACCAGCAGUAGCAGAGAUCAACCGAAUGCCCACCGACAAAGCCACCAUCCGCGGCUGUUCGAACAGAAACGAUACCAAGAUGAACAGGGCAACACGCUACGAUUUCUCAUGUUUCAAGGCGACAUUACGGGACAAGGCGUUGGAAAUCACAUGCAGGGUUUGCUGGCCGCCCAUCUCCUCGGAGACGAGUUUGAUCGCAUCGUCUGUGUUUCUCCAGCAUUCGAUGACUUUUGGCUUGCCUUUGAACAGGUCCACCCGAUGGCUACUCGGUGGUGUCCACAAGUGAUUCGUGAUUGGGAAGCCCGCAUGGAUGACGAAGAAAAGCGCACUAGUAGGCUCAGACCCUACAACUAUCGCAGACCACCUCUGGAAUACACCAUGACGUUGCUCAACUUCAAUAGUCGUCCCAUAGACGAAUGUGAGCUUCAAGAAAAGCUACAGUCCAACACUUCGGUUUGGUAUCUACGCAACAACAUGUAUCCACGGUGGCCCAACACGGUCGGCGGCAACACUGUCAUUCCUCCGCGCUACUUUGAACGAUUUUACAAGCCCAACCGUGCACUGUCCAAGCUGUUGCCCGUAUCUCCGCCGGCAGUUGUGGUGCACUUGCGCAAAGAGGACGGCCCAAAUGACGUUCGGCAUGGGUUGGAUCCAACUUCACUCAAGGCCCUGGGAGAACUCCUGCAGAAUGGAAGCACCAAUGAUUCCCAGAAGAAACCCUACUUGGUAACCAACAACGUCCAGUGGUACAAUUACUUUGAGCGAACCUAUCAAUGGUCCCAUCCACCAUGGAAAGAAGUGAUCCAUUCGGUCUACUUAUCGGGAGGCGGCCGCCGUCACUACAAUCAUCACUAUGAUCCUCCCUCGUCUGCAGCAGAUUCCUCUCCAUCUCUAUCUUCACAAGACUUUAGAGACCUUCAAAAGCUAUGGAUGUGGUCCGAUUGGUAUACAUGUUACACAGCUGAAGCCGUGUAUCACACCCACAGCGACUUCUCGGCCUCUGCCAUUCAUUGGAAGGAUCCCUCGAGCCAAUCUUCUCGUGUCAUUCGUGGAUUCAAUUCGACAACCCAAGCUUUGGACUUGGGCAAGGAAUAUUGGCGCAAUAGUGGUCCUGUCAUCGUUCCUCCUCUAUCGCAGAGGAGAUCUCCCUCAGAGCUACAUAACUGCGCUCCCCCAAACAGCCAAAAAGCACAUGUGAAGGUCGUGAAGAGUGACUCUACCCAAACUCAUUUGGCCAUCUCUCUGAUUCGGAAUAGCUAACGCAGGCCAUAGGACGCCUAAAAGAAACUGCAGUGAUUUAUUUGCAUACUCCUACGUUCCUUCUAAACAGCAUACCGAUGGG